This is a messenger RNA of Fusarium oxysporum Fo47, 1769 nucleotides long. RefSeq names its product WW domain-containing protein. The transcript is spliced from 2 exons. Bases 426 to 1616 code for a protein of 396 amino acids. Gene Ontology annotation, molecular function: protein binding. NCBI's taxonomy places the organism in Eukaryota, Fungi, Ascomycota, Sordariomycetes, Hypocreales, Nectriaceae. The record is from RefSeq and is a predicted model, not a curated record.
GCGCCUGUGCCUUUCACGCGGUGCGAUAGCAUCAUAUCCGUGUCUCCCCCGUUCCUGGAUCACUUUCUGCCCUGCCUAACUGCAAGAGUGCCAUUUUCACACAGUGGUUCAUAUUCACUGAGACAUUUCCCUUUUGAGUAGUGACUCAGUGAGACCCUACAUUUCACCCCACCAUCCAUGCACUGUCAGCAGCUGCCAAGCAUCUCUGCCGACUGUCGAUAACUGCGCGGGUCGCACCUAAAUAGGUCCUUACUCUUCACACCUUGCACCUCACACCUCAGGCCUUUCGCCAUUAUAUAAACAGAACCCAGUCGCUCUUUUUUAAUCCUUCCUCUCUCAUCUACCUUACCUCUUUUCUUCUUUCCCUCACAACCCUUGAUCCCCCCAACACCGACUUCGCACGCCUUAGUACGAAGCCACUCAUCAUGUCUUUCUUCAAGAAGAUCGCCAAGGAGUUCGAGAACCUUGGUAUUGGCGACAAGGACGAGAAGAAGCAGGAAUCUCAGCAAGGCUAUCCCCAGGGUCAGGAUAACAACCGAGCCUACGGUGACGGCGGCCAACAGUACGGCGCUCCUCCUCCUCAGCAAUACAGCUCCCCUCCCCCUCAACAAUACGGAGCUCCUCCUCCUCAGCAGUACGGAGCUCCUCCUCCUCAGCAGUACGGCGCUCCUCCCCAGCAGUACGGUUCACCUGCUCCUCAGCAGCAAUACGGCGCUCCUCCCCCUCAACCCGCCUAUCAGCCUCCGUCCGAUCGCCCUCCUCUGCCCCACGGUUGGACUGCUCAGUUCGACCAGAACCAGCAGCGAUGGUACUAUGUUGAGACAGCCACUGGCCGCACUCAGUGGGAGGCUCCUGGUCAGGCACCUCCCCCUCCUCCCCCGGAUUCUCGUCCUCCUUACGAGUCUCAACCCUCUGACGGAUCUCGUGGUUACCCUGGUGCUCCUGGUGGAUAUGGUUCUCCAGCUCCUGGCGGCUACGGUGGUGCUCCUGGCUAUGGCGGCUACGCUUCUCCUCCUCCUGGUCAGGGUGGUUACGGAUCUCCUGCUCCAGGCUAUGGUGCCCCCUCGCCUUAUGGCGCUCCUUCUCCCUAUGGCGCUCCCUCUCCUUACGGAGCCCCCGGUCAAUACGGAGCUCCCGCUGAUGGUGAUCGCGGCAACAACCCCUACGGUCAAGGCGAGAAGAAGAAGAGCGGUAGCUCUGGAAUGCUUCUCGGUGCCGCAGGUGGUCUCGCCAUUGGUGCUGUCGGCGGUGCCCUGAUCGCCAACGAGCUUAACGACAGUGACAGCGAUCACGAGCACUCCGCCGCCGCCGCCGCUGCCCCAGCUGCUGCUCCCGCUCCUCAGGUUGUCAACAACUACUACGGAGCUCCUCCCGAGGACCCCUAUGCCGCCGACCCUUACGCGCAAGAUGGUCCUCCUGGCGUUCUUCCUCCUACCGAUGCUGAUGGUGACUCCGUCUCAUCCAGCGACCGAGAAGAUGUCCAAGAGGCCCGUGAAGAGUACGAAGAAGCACUGGCUGCAGCUAAUGACUCAGAUGCCAGCAGUAGUGAUCACGAGAGACUCGAGGAGGCUCGCGAGGAGUACGAAGAAGAGUACGAGGAGGUCUAUGAGGACUAAAUGGUGAAAAACGAGCUAUGAAUAACGACAUGUUUACGUCUAACUGUAACAGCAUUGCUUUGGAGCCGUAAGGGCAAGGAAGAAGGUUGAUGGAUUUGUCUAACUUGUUGAUACCUUAGUACACAGUACAAUACCAGAGCACAUUUCGUACUG